Benincasa hispida (wax gourd) is the source of this 2532-nucleotide messenger RNA. Its product is annotated as Leucine-rich repeat protein kinase family protein. NCBI's taxonomy places the organism in Eukaryota, Viridiplantae, Streptophyta, Magnoliopsida, Cucurbitales, Cucurbitaceae. The record is from RefSeq and is a predicted model, not a curated record. Gene Ontology annotation, molecular function: ATP binding; protein binding; protein kinase activity. Gene Ontology annotation, biological process: protein phosphorylation.
AAGUAAAGCAAAGCAAAGGUGGAGGAGGGUGGUGCUAAUUUGUAUUCAUUUCUGAAUGAUACAGAUCAAUGAUGUUAAAAGCAGAGGCCCAUAGGUGCGAUGGGAACACAGAUUCUAAUGCUCAUUCUCAUUCGGAUUCCACCAUCAACUGGCAGCAGAAGCAAGCAGCAGCUUAUGCUCAUCACCACCUUAUUCUCUCUCUCUUAUUGCUUUUCUUAGGAUUUUUCACAAUCCCACCUUGCAUUUUCAUUCUCAAUGCUUUGUGGGGCCCUUGCACUACACAUUUUUCCUCUUAUCAUUCAGUUCCCCAUGAUUGGAUUAGUUUAUUUAACAUUGUCUCCUGCUUCUGUUUCUCUAGCAUGAUCCAUUCUUCUUUGUUUCCAGCAUUUGCACCCUCGGAAGCCAUGCCUCUUUCUAGAGGAGAUACUCCCAUGGUUUCAACGUUCUAUAGAUGGAACAACCCCUUAAGACUGAUCAUUCAGGGGCUCCUACUAUUCUCAUUGUUGAGGUUGAAUUAUGCAUCAACGGAUCCUGAUGUGGAAGGAGAAGCUUUGGUCGAUUUGUUAGGAGCACUGAAUGAUUCCAAUCAUCAGAUAACUGAUUGGAAUUAUCAUCUUGUAAGCCCUUGCUUUAGUUGGUCGCAUAUUACCUGCCGAAAUGGAAAUGUCAUAUCCUUGAGCUUGGGUUCAGUAGGAUUUUCAGGAUCACUUUCUCCCUCAGUUACCAAACUGAAGUAUUUGGCCAGCCUGGAUUUGCAGAACAAUAAUAUAGCUGGUGUUCUACCAGAUUAUCUAGCUAACAUGACCCACCUACAGAAUUUGAAUCUUGCUAAUAAUAACUUCAAUGGCCCUAUACCUGCAGCUUGGGGUCGACUUGUUGGUUUAAAGCAUCUGGAUCUCUCAGAUAACAACUUAACAGGAGAAGUUCCGACACAGUUCUUUUCAAUUCCGAUGUUCAACUUUACAGGAACUGGUUUAAAUUGUGGGUUUAGGUUGGACAAACCUUGUGUUUCGACAUCUCCCCAUCGAGCUUCUGCAAAGAAUUCAAAGUUCGGGGUAGUGGCAAGUACUGCAAGUUGUGGGGGUUUUAUACUUCUGUCCAUUGGUGCCUUUUUUGCUUAUAGAUGCUUCUACAUGCAUAAGCUUAAGGAUUCUAUUUUUGUUGAUGUGGCUGGUGAAGAUGAAUGUAAACUUUGCUUUGGGCAAAUCAGAAGAUUUUCAUUGCGGGAAAUCCAACUUGCUACCGAUAACUUUAACGAAGCGAACAUCAUUGGCCAAGGAGGCUUUGGAAAGGUAUAUAAAGGCAUCCUCUCAGAUGCCUCCAAGGUGGCUGUGAAACGGUUAACAGACUACAAUAGUCCUGGCGGGGAGGCUGCAUUCCUAAGAGAAGUUCAACUAAUAAGCGUUGCGGUGCACAGAAAUCUCCUCAGGUUGAUUGGUUUCUGCACAACCACAUCUGAGAGAAUCCUUGUUUAUCCAUUCAUGCAGAAUCUUAGCGUGGCACAUCGCUUGAGAGAUUUAAAACCUGGAGAAAGAAGCUUGGACUGGGCCACAAGGAAACGAAUUGCUUUCGGUGCAUCUCAUGGUUUGGAGUAUUUGCAUGAGCACUGUAAUCCUAAGAUCAUUCAUCGCGAUUUGAAGGCUGCAAAUAUCUUAUUAGACGAUGACUUUGAAGCUGUCCUUGGAGAUUUCGGGCUGGCUAAGCUAGUUGAUACUAAAGUGACUCAUAUUACCACUCAAGUGCGCGGUACGAUGGGUCACAUUGCCCCAGAAUACCUGUCCACUGGAAAGUCGUCCGAAAAGACAGAUGUUUUUGGAUAUGGUAUCACCCUUCUUGAACUUGUCACUGGCCAGCGAGCAAUAGAUUUCUCCCGCCUCGAAGAGGAGGAAGAUGUUCUUCUACUUGAUCAUAUAAAGAAGUUGCAGAGGGAGAAUAGGCUUGAAGAUGUGGUGGACAAAAACUUAAAGAGCUACGACGAGAAAGAAGUCGAAAACAUAGUUCAGGUGGCAUUGCUUUGCACUCAAAGCUCACCGGAGGACCGGCCGACAAUGGCGGAAGUUGUGAAUCUACUACAUGGAGAAGGGUUGGCAGAUAGGUGGGCAGAGUGGAUGCAGCUUGAAGAGGUAAGAGAUCAGGAGGUGUCCCUCUUGUGUCACCAAUUUGUUUGGGGUGAAGAGUCAAGUCAUGAUCAAGAAGCCAUACAGUUGUCAAAAGCCAGAUAGAAAGAGAAAGAAACCAUUGACAUUCUCCAAUUUUGAAGCUAAACUCUUAGGAAAUGAAAACUCAUAAUUUACUCUGAAUCUCUGUAUAUAAGGUUGUUGGGAGCAUGGAGAUGGAAAUUACCUAGGACUGAAUAGCUCUGUCACUGUUUUGUCUGUCUCUGUCUGUCAAAAGAUGGAGCAGAUGGUUGUGAAUUGUGAUGGCAAGAGCUUUAGGAUUACAAUACAAUAUAUAGAUAUUGUGAGCUGUUGAGGCUGCUAAAAGUAGCAGUUGCUGUUUUUAUACAUAUAUACUAUACUUGUUUUGUUUGUA